This is a messenger RNA of Sorex araneus (European shrew), 2470 nucleotides long. RefSeq names its product tryptophanyl-tRNA synthetase 1 (gene WARS1). Gene Ontology annotation, cellular component: cytoplasm. The coding region runs from base 399 to 1802 and encodes 467 amino acids. The record is from RefSeq and is a predicted model, not a curated record. Gene Ontology annotation, molecular function: tryptophan-tRNA ligase activity; ATP binding. Gene Ontology annotation, biological process: tryptophanyl-tRNA aminoacylation. The transcript has 11 exons. NCBI's taxonomy places the organism in Eukaryota, Metazoa, Chordata, Mammalia, Eulipotyphla, Soricidae.
GGGGACCCGAGCGUCCCGGGGGCGCCUCCGCCGGAGGCCCCCGCAGAGCCCAGCGCGGGGCCCCCCGGCCCGGCCCCGCGAGCGGGUGUCCCGGCGCCCCGCCCCCCGCGCUGCCGCCCAGCUGUCGCGGAGGGCGGGGCGGGCUGAUGCAACGGGCUGCCCUGCCCGGCGGGCGCCCCUCACCUGGGGAAGCGGGGUGACUUCUCAGAAACGCGCGGGGGGCGCGGGCGGCGGCCCCGGAAGGGAAACCGAAAGCGGGAGGGGCGGCUAUUAAAGGGGCCACCGCCGCGCCCGCCGCACACCCGCGCCCGCGCUCCUGCUGCACCUGCACGUUUUGUCCGGACCUGUGAGCACGUGUUCCAGCAGCCGCCUAGUCCGCUCCAUCCAGGACCCUGGACAUGGCAGAUAUGUCCAACGGCGAGCAAGAUCUCUUCAGCCUCGUAGCUGCCCAGGGGGAGCUUGUGAAGUCCCUCAAAGCUGAGAAUGCAUCAAAGAAUGUGAUCGACUCUGCAGUACAAAUGUUGUUAUCGCUGAAAAUGAGCUACAAAAACGCCGUGGGGAAGGAGUACAAGGCUGACUGUCCUCCAGAGAAAAAGGCAUCUGGGGCCAGUAGUCCAAAUGCUGGGGGAGAGGAUUUUGUGGACCCCUGGACAGUACAGACAAGCAGUGCCAAAGGCGUUGACUACGACAAGCUCAUUGUUCGUUUCGGGAGCAGUAAAAUUGACAAGGAGCUGAUCAACCGCAUCGAGAGAGCCACCGGCCAGAGACCACACCGCUUCCUGCGCAGAGGCAUCUUCUUCUCACACAGAGAUAUGAAUCAAGUCCUGGAUGCCUAUGAGAACAAGAAACCGUUUUAUCUGUACACGGGCAGAGGCCCCUCUUCGGAAGCCAUGCACGUAGGUCACCUCAUCCCGUUCAUUUUCACAAAGUGGCUGCAGGAUGUGUUCAAUGUGCCCUUGGUCAUCCAGAUGACCGAUGAUGAGAAGUACCUGUGGAAGGACCUGACCCUGGACCAGGCCCAUGGCUACGCCGUGGAGAACGCCAAGGACAUCAUUGCCUGCGGCUUUGACAUCAACAAGACUUUCAUCUUCUCCGACCUGGAUUACAUGGGUUCCAGCCCCGGCUUCUACCGGAAUGUGGUGAAGAUCCAGAAGCACGUGACCUUCAACCAAGUGAAAGGCAUUUUCGGCUUCUCCGACAGUGACUGCAUCGGGAAGAUCAGUUUUCCCGCCAUCCAGGCUGCUCCCUCCUUCAGCAACUCCUUCCCGCAGAUCUUCCAGGACAGGUCCGACAUCCAGUGCCUCAUCCCUUGUGCCAUCGACCAGGACCCGUACUUCCGGAUGACCAGAGACGUGGCCCCCAGGAUCGGCUACCCCAAGCCUGCCUUGCUGCACUCCACCUUCUUCCCCGCCCUGCAGGGGGCGCAGACCAAGAUGAGCGCCAGCGACCCCAACUCCUCCAUCUUCCUCACUGACACGGCCAAGCAGAUCAAGUCCAAGGUGAACAAGCACGCGUUCUCCGGAGGGCGGGACACCGUGGAGGAGCACCGGCAGUUUGGAGGGAACUGCGACGUGGACGUGUCCUUCAUGUACCUGACCUUCUUCCUGGAGGACGACGACAAGCUGGAGCAGAUCAGGAAGGACUACACCAGCGGCGCCAUGCUCACCGGGGAGCUGAAGAAGACGCUCAUCGAGGUCCUGCAGCCCCUCAUCGCCGAGCACCAGGCCCGGCGCAAGGAGGUCACGGACGAGAUGGUGAAGGCGUUCAUGACGCCCCGGAAGCUGACCUACGACUUCCAGUAGCGCCUGGCCCCGCCCUGCAGGGAGGCGCCACUUCCCUGCCUCCCGCCCGCCGAGCCCAUGCCCCGCGCGCUUGGGGGUCCCCCAGUCUGCCUGUCUCCUGGGGGCAGGCUCCAGGGCGCAGUGGGGCGCGGGGGCCAGACCAGUCCCGCCUGAGACCAGCCCCAGGCGUCCCAAAGCAGCGCCUGAGCCCCGUGUGCCCCAGAACGGGCCGUGGGAGCUCCCCGCGCAGGCCCUGCAUGCGGAAGGCCUGGCUGGAGCCCGCCCCGAGCACACCCCUGCUCUGUAGCCAGCCACGCCGUGUCCACCGCGUCACUGCGGGCCCUGUAGGCCAGGGGGCUCGGGGGGAUGUGCGGGCAGUGGGUGCCUGCCGCCUCGCCGCCCAUCUGCCACGGCAGCUGCCCCUCCACUGACGCCGGCGGGAGUCGGCCGCUUCCGCUCCUCUGCAGCUUCGCUCAGUGGGACCUCGCCGUCCCCUGACCUCGGGUCACCAUCAUGCUCGUCCCCACGGGCACCGCGCAGAGCAGGCCCGUGGCUGGCUGCCGGGCUGUGUGGACGCCCUUCGGCGUGAGCCUUGCCUGUGGCCCGGCCCCCUAGGUGCCGGCUUGCUCCCCCGCGCUCCACCCUCCGUCCCUCGGUGGCCUCAAUAAACUCCCUCUGGUUCGGCCGUU